This is a messenger RNA of Sphaeroforma arctica JP610, 819 nucleotides long. RefSeq lists its product as hypothetical. The transcript is spliced from 2 exons. NCBI's taxonomy places the organism in Eukaryota, Ichthyosporea, Ichthyophonida. The coding region runs from base 1 to 819 and encodes 272 amino acids. Gene Ontology annotation, molecular function: flavin adenine dinucleotide binding; oxidoreductase activity, acting on CH-OH group of donors. The record is from RefSeq and is a predicted model, not a curated record.
AUGGUUGCCUUUCUGACCCCAGAGGUCCGAGCUCGUCCAAAUCUGGAUGUUAUUGUCGACGCUCAUACCACAAAGGUACUCACAGACGGCAAACGUGCGACUGGAGUACAUGCAGUGGUAUCCGGCAGCGCAGAUGCUGCCAACUCGGUAACAUUCGAAGCAACGAAUGAUGUUGUCCUGUGCGGUGGCGCGUUUAACAGUCCACAGUUACGUAUGCUUUCAGGAAUUGGCCCCAAGGAGCAGCUUAAUAGGCACGGAAUUGAUGUAGUACAUGAAUUGCCUGGAGUGGGCCAGAAUCUUCAGGAUCAUGCCGACAUCGCCGUGAAUGCAAAAACUUCGAGAAUAGGCAUGCCGCUGCAAAUCGGGCUCACCAACUUACAAAGUCAGAUUAAGCACCUUUUCCUAGCUAUUUUUAAGAAAGAAGGGGCAUUCGUGGGAGAUAAUGAAUUUGUCGGCUCAUUCUUCAAAAGCAAGCCUGGCAUUCCCGCUAACGAUAUCCAAAUGCAUGUCGCACCCUUUUACUACAAAGAUCAUGGUGCCACUUUAAGAUACGGUGGUGGUCUUACAGCCAAAUCGUGCUAUAUGAGGCCCGAGUCUCGCGGCACGGUCGCUCUGAAUUCGGUUAACCCAAUGGAGGGGCCACUCAUUGACCCCAAUAUUACGAUCAUCGAGUCGAUUCAAUCCAAGGCCCUAGCAGAAGAUAACCUGGCGACCUGUGGAUAUGGCGACAAGGAUGUUAACAACCUUACCGACAGCGACAUCAAGGAGUUUCUGCGCGAGAAUAUCGAAUCCAUCUACCACCCAGUAUCUACUUGGUAA